AUGGGAAGUCUCUCACGACCCUGUGGCUUGGCGGGGAAGAGGCCUGAACUUGAUACAGCUGGCUUUGCUGGGGCCUGGACACGGCCAAGCCGAAUGGAUCCGGACAGGGACUUGGAGGAGGAUGGCAGCAAGGGCGCAGCUCUCAUGGAGAGCAAGCUGGAGAGGCAGCUGCAGUUGGAUUCAGAGAUUCAGAUUCAGGCCAUCCCUGAUAUCAAAUCUAAAGUGGGCCUCCAUGCCAGCCCCUUGGGUCUUGAUCUCAGCACCCCGUUUUACCUGGACAGCAGUGGCCACACGGGGCCGGCCUUUUUCUCCUGCCCUCUGUCUCCCCGGGCCUCCCCUCACCACCCCCACCCCCCCUCCACGCAGACUUUUCUCUCAAGCUGCCGGCACCCCCGGCUGCCGCAUUUCCAAUACAGGGGAGCGGCGAGGCUCCGGGCUGGCCAUCUGCACGCGGAGAUUGACAGCAGUCCCGGAAGAUGUACAGCCCUGAAACAUCUUUCAUGCAACUCCUCAGGCAGCCCAGAAACAGCCAGGAACCAUUCGCCAGGAGCUGUGGCCAACUUAAUAACUCAUCCUUGUAUUGGUUUCCAUCCUCUGUCCUUCAACCGUCUUGUCUUUUACUCCUACUUGCUGGAUCACACAUCCCAAUAAAUUUUUGCACUCAA
Gorilla gorilla gorilla (western lowland gorilla) is the source of this 665-nucleotide messenger RNA. RefSeq lists its product as uncharacterized. The record is from RefSeq and is a predicted model, not a curated record. NCBI's taxonomy places the organism in Eukaryota, Metazoa, Chordata, Mammalia, Primates, Hominidae. The coding region runs from base 1 to 651 and encodes 216 amino acids. The transcript is spliced from 5 exons.